Molecule: messenger RNA, 1065 nt
Organism: Glarea lozoyensis ATCC 20868
Lineage: Eukaryota; Fungi; Ascomycota; Leotiomycetes; Helotiales; Helotiaceae
Product: WD40 repeat-like protein
Exons: 4
Coding region: 1-1065 (354 amino acids)
Biological process (GO): RNA export from nucleus; transcription-dependent tethering of RNA polymerase II gene DNA at nuclear periphery
Cellular component (GO): nuclear pore
Molecular function (GO): RNA binding; ubiquitin binding
Source: RefSeq, a predicted model, not a curated record
AUGUCCGGUUUUGGGCAUUCGAAUGAUAUAUUAGGCCUAGAUCUAAGCAAAGACGCGACCUUAGCUUCACCCCCAGGAGACACAAUUUCAUCUUUGUCAUGGUCGUCAAAAGCAGACUAUCUUGGGGUAGGCUCAUGGGAUCACAAGGUGAGGAUAUACGAUAUGACGUCGGUAGCAACAGGCGAAGGGCGAGCGAUGAUCGAUUUUGAUGGUCCUGUAUUAAGCUGUGACUGGUCAGUGGACGGAUCAAAGAUUGCUGGCGCAGGUGCGGAUAAAACAGCCAGACUUCUGGAUCUUGGUAUGACAGGAGCACCAGCUCAACAAGUCGCUGCCCAUGAAAUGCCAAUCAAAAGCGUGAGAUUCUUUGAGGCUCCAAAUAGCAAUGCUCCUAUGAUAGUCACUGGGUCCUGGGACAGAACCAUCAAGUAUUGGGACUUGAGAACGGCUGCGGCGGUUGCAACUGUUGACUGCAAGGAAAGAGUAUACUCAAUGGACGUCAACAAAGAUGUACUUGUUGUCGGCACUGCCUCACAAGAUCUUCAUAUCAUCGACCUCAAAAAUCCUGGAUUCAUAGCAGAAACCCGGGACUCUCCUCUCAAGUACCAAACUAGAGUGGUAGCCUGUUCGCGCGACGCCAAAGCAUUUGUGGUCGGAGGUAUCGAUGGCAGGGUAACCUAUCAGGCGGUUUCACCCUCGGAGGCGUCCAAAUGCUUCUCAUUCAGAUGUCACCGACGCGAGGAUGCGAAAACAUACAGGUCUACUACUAAUGUCUACGCCGUAAACGACGUCUCCCCUCACCCGAUCCAUGAGGCGGUUUUCGCUACAGCAGGCUCGGAUGGAAUGUUUAACAUAUGGGAUAUGGCGUCCAAAAGCCGUCUGAAAGCUAGCCCCUCGGUUGGAGGCCCGAUUACAGCAACAGCUUUCAACAGCAAUGGGUCGAGAUGGGCUUAUGCCGUAGGUUACGAUUGGAGUAAGGGAUACGCUUUCAAUCGAGAUGUGGAGAAUAAGGUGUUGGUGCAUCAUUUUGCGCCGGAUGUGAUCAAACCAAAGGUUCCAAAAAAAUGA